AUGUGGGGUCCCGUGUUUCCCGCCGUCAUUUUAGGAGGCGCCGUCUUUUACGUAGUUAAGCGGCUCGCCAGGCCGCGAAAGGCGCUGAGUCUUGAAUGGGAGACUGGUCGGCGGAAAGCGCGGCAGCCGCACAAGAAGCCUCCCUCGUUCUACGCCGCACAAGGCGUGGCUUCAUCCGAGGAAUAUUUUAUCAACUCACGGGGCGUCGAGUUGUUUACCAAGGAGUGGCUGCCCAGUGACGGACGAUUGAGGGGCGUGGUGCUGUUCUGCCAUGGGUACGGGGAGACAUGCACGUACAUCUUUGAAGACGUGGCAGUGAUGCUGGCAGCAGCAGGCUACGCGCUGGUGGGAGUGGACUACGAGGGCCACGGGCUAUCAGCCGGACGGCACGGGUACAUCCGCAGCUUCACUCGCCUGGCAGACGACGUGAUUGAGUUCGCCAACAGGUUAAGAGCAAACCCUAGAUUCUCCCAUCUGCCGUUUUUCCUGUAUGGGGAGUCCAUGGGAGGGGCGAUGGCGAUUCAAGUGGCAAGGAGGGACCCCACUUCUUGGAAUGGAGCAGUGCUGGUGGCACCCAUGUGCAAGAUGGCGCAAGAAAUGACCCCCCCAGCACCAGUCAUCUUCGUUCUCAAGUGCCUCUCAUACAUCUUUCCCACCUGGAAGCUUGUGCCUGUCAGCGCCAACCCUGACAACUGCUUUCAGGUGCCAGAGAAGAGGGAGAGGGCUGAGAAGCACCCCUUUGCAUAUCAGGACAAGCCCCGCCUGGGCACGGCGCUGCAGCUGCUGCGAGUCACCCAAGACAUUGGCGCGCACAUGGAGGAGGUCACCGUCCCCCUCCUGAUUCUCCACGGGGCCAAGGACAUGGUUACGGACCCAGCAGCCAGCCAGGAGCUCUUCAUCCGAGCCAGCAGUGCCGAUAAGGAGAUCAAAAUCUACGAGGGGUGCUGGCACGCCCUCACAUGCGGUGAGCCUGAUGACGUCAUCGCCAGGGUGGUCGGGGAUAUUAUUGCGUGGCUCAAUGCCAGGAGCCUGCCGCCCGGUUCUGCGCCGGCCGGUGGUGUGGUGGAUGGUACUGCGCCGCCCGGGGUGGUUAAGGAGGGUGGUGGAGGGGAGGUGGGGGAUGCUACUGCGAGUGAUGAGAUGUCGAAAAAGGCCGAGCGAGAGGGAGGAGGUGGGCUGGGAGGAGACGUCGAAGGGGGGGUGGUGGCAGCGGGAGGCGGUGACUGGGGAGCGGGAUUAGGAAGUGGUGGUGCUGCUGGUGGUGCAGGGGAUGAUGUUGGGGAUGGUGGCGGGGAUUUUCCCCCAGUUGUGGGGGAGUUUGGUGGGGUGGUUGCGGAGGGCGCUGGUGCUGCCGAUGGGCUGGCAGCGCUGCAGAUGGCGUGGGGCGAGCUGGAGCCGACGUGGGCCGUUGGAUCGGACUGCAGCAAGGCCUUGGGAUUGUCCUGGCAACAUUUCCGGGUAUCUUCCCGAGGGGAUCAGCGCCCUGAAGAGCCUGCAGCAGAUGUGAGUGGCGGUGCGGUGUUUGGUGCACCGAAGAGCCAGCCUGCAGCAGAUGUGAGUGGCGGUGUGGGGAGCGGUGAUACUCCGUG
Molecule: messenger RNA, 1589 nt
Organism: Closterium sp. Naga37s-1
Lineage: Eukaryota; Viridiplantae; Streptophyta; Zygnematophyceae; Desmidiales; Closteriaceae
Source: the annotation of a GenBank genome assembly